AUGGUCCUUGCCCCAAUCGAACGUCUGCCAGUCGAGCUGCUCCAGCCUAUUUUCAUUGCUGCUGGCCAUGAAAUCGCGCUGAUCCAAGCGUCCACCUACAUCGCAGCACGACUCUCAUCCGAAUAUAUUUACCACUCAACAUGCGACCACUACCUCACCGAAGUGCACGGUAGACGUGCCGAGCUGUCGGCUGCCCAAACCAGUAUCUUCUCCAACAGAUGGAUGACUUGGAAUUUCUUUAAGUCAUGGAUCUUGCGACGUUAUGGACCCACAGGAUGCCUCUGUGGCCGAACGCCUGGCAACGGCGGUUGUUUUGAUGCGCAGUGGCCACCGAACUUUGAGGAUACUUCGCAGAUGGUCUUCUCUCGAAGUCACCUACCUCAGCUUGCUGUCGUAAAGGGACGAAUACCGAGAAAGUUAUUAUCAGGGCCAUGGACCGAAGACAAAAUCAAGUUUCUGCGAUUCUUACUGUGGAUCACGGCUAUGACGGUGGAUUGGAUGGAUUCAGAGACUGCGCAAGUGGCUAUUACCGGCAGGAAGCAGGCUAUGCUACAACGAAACCUCGAAGCGGUGGAGCUGUUCAACCACAAUCGACGCCUAGGUCGACCUGCAGACUUGGAAACGGUACGAUUUGCUGUUAUGCAAGCUGGCUGUGAUCGCUCUAUCGUAUAUGACACAUUGCUCGCUGCGAACAUGUGGUACGGAAAGAAGCGUGCCCGAUACUCCCCCGAGCUCCAUGAGUGGUGUGAUUCUCGAACAGCGGACGGAGACCCGAAAGGUCGAUGGCUGAAAAAGAAGCUUUUGGAAUCUCGUAUUCUAAGCAGCCAUGAGGAAGCACAGGAAACUUACGACUGUAACCCACUGUAUUUGGAUCCCGCUGCCGAAGCUUAUGAAGGAGGACCAGAAGAUACGCUUACGACACACAAGCUUCAUUGGAACGAGGUACGUGUACUUUCUUUUCCCGUUGGCGGCUCCGGUCUCAGAUUUUACGGAUCUAAACUGGCUGCUCUUGUUGAAUCAAGAUGGCUUGUUGCACAGAGACAGAGAUAG
Molecule: messenger RNA, 1050 nt
Organism: Alternaria atra
Lineage: Eukaryota; Fungi; Ascomycota; Dothideomycetes; Pleosporales; Pleosporaceae
Exons: 1
Coding region: 1-1050 (349 amino acids)
Source: RefSeq, a predicted model, not a curated record